CUGCUCACUCGACUGGCAACUCUAUAUAGUCGUUGUUCAAAAAGUUCUGAAGACCACACAUUUGAUGCAGUAUUUUUUGCUCGUUUGUCGCGUAGCUGCCCCGGACUCUUGGCCUAGUGACACUGUUCAGCGUGUCGAGGAAAAAUGCAAAAUAUUGGAGCAGCGAACGCGGACGAUGCCUUCUACAGGUACAAGAUGCCGAAGCUUCAGGCCAAGAUUGAGGGCCGGGGCAACGGCAUCAAAACCAACGUGGUAAACAACGUCGAGAUUGCUAAGGCGUUGGAGCGUCCACCCGAGUACGUCUUGAAGUAUUACGGCUGCGAGCUCGGCGCUCAGACGAAUUUUGACAAGGGUAGCGGAACUUCGAUUGUGAACGGCGCUCAUGACACGCGGAAGCUGUCUGAACUGCUGGAGGCCUUUAUCAAGAAGUAUGUGUGCUGCUACAGCUGCAAUAACCCGGAAACUCAGAUUAAGAUCAAGAGGGAGAACAUCUACCUGAAGUGCAAGGCGUGCGGCUUCGUGUCUGACGUGGACCCGCGCCACAAGCUGAACACGUUCAUCCUCAAGAACCCUCCGGAGAACAAGCUCAAGAAGGAGGAGCAGAAGCUCAAGAAGGCGGAAGAGGAGCGUGUGAAGGACGCGGAGGCGUUGGGAGAGAAGGAGAAGAAGGAGAAGAAGAAGAAGGACAAGAAGGAAAAGGACAAGAAAGAUAAGAAGAAGAAGCGGGAGGAGGGGCAAGACGCCGGGGACGCGGAGGGCAAGGGGUCGGAGGACGAGGACAGCGGCAGCGGAGAGGGCGAUGACGACGGCGUUGUGUGGAUGACGGACACCAGCGCUGAGGCUGCCAAGCGCCGCGCACAGGAGCAGCUAACCGCCGCGACGGCCGCCAUGGUGACGGUGGGGAACCUGGAGGCCGAGCAGGAGGCAGCGCGGCGGAAAGCGGAACGUGAGGCGAAGCGAGCUGCCGAAGAGGAAGCACGGAAAAAGGCGGAGGAGGAGAAGCGCGCUGCGGAGGAGGCCGCGGCGAGGGCCGCAGCGGAGGCGCAGGCUGCCGCGCUGGCCAGCGCUGAUCCCGUUGUCCGGAUACGCGCUCUCCUUGACAAGGACGCAGCCACCAUCGUGAAGGAGAUCCGGACGCUGACUGGAGUCGACGGGGGCUUGGCGGGAAAAAUGCGGAUACUCUACGAGGCGGCCCUGGCGGGCAGCGACACCCGGAUGGACGUCAACCUGAAGGCGCGCAAGAACAUCUUCGCGCAGUUUGCCCAGGACCCGCAAAGCCAGCUAGCACAGCUCAUUGCCUUCGAGUACCUCUUUGCGGUCGCUGCGCCAGGCCGCAUCUCCGAGGCACAGUACGUGCUGAAGAUGCUGUACGAGCUGGAUCUGGUGGAGGAGGACGUCAUCCUGGCCUGGGCGCAGAAGGUGGAGGCGGGCAAGCUGCUAGCGGUGCCCCUCGAGGACGGCAAGUCCGUCCGCAAGGCGGUGGACAAGGUGGUGCAGUGGCUGCAGCAGCAGGAUGAGGACGAUGAGGAAGACGAAGAGGAAGACGACUAGAUGUCGACAGCCGUUUGGGGUUUGUUGCGCUCGGCGGCGUAGAUGUCUACCGGGAAUGCACCCUGCAGGUUUGCUGCCGCAUAGCUCUCCGGGUUGCAUUAUUUGUGGGCGUACAGCAUGAUAGGGUUCAGGGCAGGUAGUAGCAUACAGCGCUUAGGUUGAAAUAGUGAAUGUGCAUCAAGGCUUGAUGUUACGACCGACCUUGCGUUGAUGCCCAGUUUCCAGUGUAUGCAGGACGUUAGCUCGUUUUGUUACCGGGCGUGUUGGUCGCGUACUGUUUGGUUUUUAAGACUAUGGAUGCAAGGAUGUACGGCCCAAUUAAUUGCCUGCGUGCAUGCGGAAUGUCCGCACGUGCCUGUAUCGCGGUGUCAUGCGUCGCAUGGUGUUGUUAAUGAGCAAACAUCACGACACAUUUAGUUCGCCACCUGUUUACAGUUAGCCGGCUAGCCCCAUGUCUGGCCUGAACAGGCAUACUUGGCGACGCAAUUAAUACUUGUGUGGCGCCGCAUCCUAAUUUGACGUGUGCCUCGAUAGGUCAUGAUUAGCUUCACCAGCCCAAACGAUGUAAGCUGUGUUAUGACCCUGGGUUGUCUACAGGACAUGUUGCCGUCGGCGCUGUAUGUCCCUGGCUUGUGCGUUAUCGUGGAAAGUACCUGGUCGGGUUGGCUGCAGCCGCCUGACAUUUUCGGGUUUUCGAUUGCAGGGCAUGCGUUCGGGUGUGGGUGGCCUGUCCCAUGGUGAGUGGUGGACGUCGUCAUUCCAGUAUGGGGCUUCACCCUUCGCGCCAAAGUGGCAUGCAGCGUGGCGGAGGGCGCCUGGUUGGUCUGGGUCCGG
Molecule: messenger RNA, 2385 nt
Organism: Astrephomene gubernaculifera
Lineage: Eukaryota; Viridiplantae; Chlorophyta; Chlorophyceae; Chlamydomonadales; Astrephomenaceae
Source: the annotation of a GenBank genome assembly